GCUGUAUGGGCAUUGUUCCCUGUGCCUUACCUGAAAAGAGAAUCUUUAAACAAUACCUGUCAUCAUUUUUGUUUUCUGCUGUGGUUCGUUCAGUCUGUUUAAUUGGUGUGUUUAAAAUUUCUGUUUCGGUAGAUUUCCAAGUUAAACCUUUAAAUAAACAACCAAGAUGUCUGAAAGAAAAGUUUUAAACAAAUACUACCCGCCAGACUUCGAUCCUUCGAAGAUUCCUCGCAUGAAAUUGGCAAAAAAUCGUCAAUACACAGUUCGUCUCAUGGCCCCAUUCAAUAUGCGAUGCGCCACAUGCGGAGAGUACAUUUACAAGGGAAAGAAGUUUAAUGCACGAAAAGAGGAUGUCGAAAAUGAAGACUAUCUUGGUAUUAGAAUCUAUAGAUUUUAUAUCAAAUGUACCAGAUGCCUUCAAGAGAUUUCAUUCAAGACAGAUCCAAAGAAUACAGAUUAUGAAAUUGAAGCAGGUGCUACAAGAAACUUCAUGGCCUUAAAGCUGGCUGAAGAACAAGCCAAGCGAGAGGAAGAGGAACAGAAGGAGGAAGAAGCAAAUAAUCCUAUGAAAUUAUUGGAAUACAGAACUGAACAAUCAAGGCAAGAAAUAGAACUUUUGGAGAGUCUCGAAGAACUGAAGGAGCUUAAUAGGCGCCAGCGUACAGUGGACUAUGAGGGUAUGCUCAAGCAGUACCAACCUGAAUCUGAACAAGAGCGGAAAGCCAGAGAAGAAAAAGAAGACAAUGAAUUCAUCAAAUCCAUCAAAUUUGGGAGUACAUCAACAAAUAAAGUCGUCGCAGAAGAAAUUAUCGAGGAAGUACAAGAAGUUGAUGAACCGCCUGCAAAAACUCCUAGAAUUGAAGUCAUACCUCCUAAAGCUGCUGAACAAAGAAAAGCAGAAACCUGGAACAAAAGUAUAGGAGUAUUGUCUAAGAAGCCACUGUUGAAUAACCUUGUCAAGAAGAAGCAAGAAUCGACAUCAAAUGUUGCAGAUGACAAAUCUAUGUAACGGCUUCGGGCCGACGCACCGAUCUCGGUUCUGGGAAGCGGAGUUGUCGCGGCGCCGCCACGGAGCACUGUUCAUAAAUAAAAGGCUGCUUGGGAAAUAUUAUGUUACGUCUCGGGGUGUUUUUUGGGCGAGUGCGUGCGGCCGGCGUGGUCUGUCAGCCGCUCGCUACGCCCGCUCGCUCGCUGCGUACAGUGGGCGGAUUUCACAACGAUCAGUGUAACGAGAUCUCCAUCGUCCGAACCGCCUAAUGAACCGGAAACAUUAUUAGUACCUUUUACAAUUAAUCUGUUAUUCGAACGAAUUAAAUAAAACCCAAU
Chilo suppressalis (striped riceborer) is the source of this 1326-nucleotide messenger RNA. The record is from the annotation of a GenBank genome assembly. NCBI's taxonomy places the organism in Eukaryota, Metazoa, Arthropoda, Insecta, Lepidoptera, Crambidae.